Messenger RNA from Megalopta genalis, 1037 nucleotides. It is a transcript of the gene Scp1, whose product is annotated as Sarcoplasmic calcium-binding protein 1. The record is from RefSeq and is a predicted model, not a curated record. Gene Ontology annotation, molecular function: calcium ion binding. Lineage: Eukaryota; Metazoa; Arthropoda; Insecta; Hymenoptera; Halictidae.
ACUCGAGUCGGGUUCAGUGCUGAACCACCAUCCUCGCGAGACCGACUUUCUCCGUCUCUGCGCGGUCGUCCACUGGCGGAUCCACGGAUCUUCUCUCUUCCAGAUCGAAACCGGUGGUCGCCGGAGCCGCCGUGUCCUCUGCUUGCGAUCCUCUUCGUCCUCUGCCGAUAAGGAGGUGGUGUUUUCGCCUCGCCGACUGGCCGGGAAGGAAAACGAAUAAAGCCGUCGGAAAGAGGAAGAAGAUAUUCGCGAAGAAAUUCGGGAAGAGCAGAGGGAGCAAGGAGCUCGCGGAAAGAUACCUCGGAGGAUGGCCUACAGCUGGAACAAUCGGGUCGAUUUCAUUGUAAGGUUUCUCUACGACACGGACAACAAUGGCAUGGUGGAGAAGCACGACUUCGAGUGCAUGGCGCUCAAGAUGACCCUGAUCGAGGGCAAAGGGGAGUUCAGUUACAAUCGGUACCAGGAGAACCUGCACAUCAUGCUCUCUUUGUGGGACGAGAUCGCGGAACUCGCGGACUUCAACAAGGACGGUAUCGUGACCAUCGAGGAGUUCAAGGAGGCGGUGCAGAGAAGCUGCGUGGGAAGACAGUACAGGGACUUCCCGCAGGCGAUGAAGAUGUUCAUCGACAGCCACUUCAAGCUGGUGGAUCUGAACGACGACGGUGUGAUCGCCGCCGACGAGUUCCGCUAUAACUGUGUCACCAGGAUCCCCGUGGACAACAUAAAUAUCCUGGACGAGGCGUACCAGAAUCUGCUCACAGACGACGACAGGAGACGCGGCGGGCUGACUUUGUCACGCUACCAGGAAUUGUACGCGCAAUUCCUCGGCGACCCGGACGAGAAUUGCCCGGCGGUACAUCUGUUCGGCCCUCUACACGCCAUGGGUUGACGAGGAUACCGAUGUCCACACACGCGAUCGUCGACGAUCCCCGCGUGCACGUACAAAAGACAACUUCUCUAUAUACGUAUACACCUAUUUAAUAUAAUUGUUAUUUAAUUUCUGUAAGACGACGCAAUAAAUCGGAUAUUUUAUCGUA